Messenger RNA from Pogona vitticeps (central bearded dragon), 3337 nucleotides. It is a transcript of the gene ELAC2, whose product is annotated as elaC ribonuclease Z 2. Gene Ontology annotation, biological process: mitochondrial tRNA 3'-end processing. The record is from RefSeq and is a predicted model, not a curated record. Gene Ontology annotation, cellular component: mitochondrion. Gene Ontology annotation, molecular function: 3'-tRNA processing endoribonuclease activity. NCBI's taxonomy places the organism in Eukaryota, Metazoa, Chordata, Lepidosauria, Squamata, Agamidae.
GGUCGUAGAAGCAACCACAGGAUUGGUCUCUGAGCGGUCACGUGGGAGGGGCAUUCUCCUGUCUCCUCCUUCCCCCCAUCCCGCGUGCGGGCGUGUAAGCCGACGGUAGGGGUUUCCUCCUGCGUCGUCUUCUCGGCCGGCGCCUGGAUGCUGGGGCGGCUUCUCCGGGCGAGCGCCAGAGCGAUGUCCGGCGGGAGACCUGACUCAGCGCAGGCGCGGAACCACCGCCCUCCGAAGCACCUGCGGGCGCGGGAGAAGCGCUUGGGGCCGGAGGGGUCCUUGGAGGCCUCGAAGCUCCGAGGCCCCGCCACCGUCUUCGUCCAGGUGGUGGCGGCGGGGACGCGAGAUGCCGGAGCCGCCGUCUACGUCUUCUCCGAGUACAACCGGUAUCUUUUUAAUUGUGGAGAAGGAGUACAGCGCCUUAUGCAGGAGCACAAGUUAAGAAUCAGCCGCUUAGACAAUAUCUUCAUCACCAGAAUGAAUUGGGCAAAUGUUGGUGGCUUGUCUGGAAUGAUUCUUUCUUUGAAGGAGAUACAAAUUCCAAAAUGUGUGGUUUCUGGACCCCCCCAACUGCAAAACUACCUGGAGGCAAUCAAAGGAUUUUCUGGUUCAUUGAAAGGAAUAGAAUUAGUUGUGCAGCCUCAUUCUAAUUCCGAAUACCAGGAUGAAACUAUGUCUGUCUAUCAAGUUCCCAUAAUAGGCAAAAUAUCUAGAGAUGAGCCAAGGCCGCAUCCAAACUCUCCACCACCUGUGGAUAGAGUUGAGAAAAAGCAUGUCUCGGGACGAAAAUCUCCUUCUGUGGAGCAGCAGUCCUUAAAGAGCUACAGUGUUUGUCAGAGAGACCCAUCUCUUGUCGUGGCAUUUAUCUGCAAGCUUCAUCCAAAGAAAGGACAAUUUUUGGUGCUCAAAGCGAGGGAUCUUGGUUUGCCUGUAGGCACUGCAGCAAUAGCUCCCAUAAUAGAAGCUGUGAAGGAUGGAAAGAGCAUCAUGUUUGAAGGCAGAGAGAUCUUGGCUGAAGAGAUUUGUACACCCACAGAUCCAGGUGCUAUCUUCAUUGUAGUGGAGUGUCCUCAUGAAGAUUUUGUAGAUGCCGUCUGUGAAAAUGUUACGCUGAAAGGGUGCCAAGAAGGGACGCAGGAGAAGCCAGUCGCUUUAGUGAUCCAUAUAACUCCAGAAUCUAUUCUACGGGACAGUCGGUAUAAGAAGUGGAUGGAGAGGUUUGGACCAGACACUCAGCACUUGAUUCUGAAUGAGAAUUGCCGCACAGUGCACAAUCUCCGUAGCUACAAAAUUCAAACCCAGCUCAACCUCAUCCACCCUGAGAUCUUUCCAUUGCUCACCAACUACCAAAGCAAGGAGGAAGAGGCUGUGUUUAACAUCCAUGCGACGCGAGGUGAAUGCCUCCUCAAAUGCCAGCUGAGGCCCAAACUUGAAUGGCAGAGGGAGGCUGUUACUGCAUAUAAUUCCUCUGAAUUUGUAGCUGAAGCCUUGGAGCUUCCUGACUUCCAAGAUUGUGUCCAGAAGUGCAAAGAGAGUUUACCAGCCAAGCCAUCUUCAGGAAGUGCAGACUGCUACCCAGAAGUUGUAUUCUUAGGAACCGGCUCUGCAGUCCCAAUGAAAAUCAGGAAUGUGAGCUCUACUCUGAUAAACGUUAGCUCUACCCAGUCUUUGAUUCUGGACUGUGGAGAAGGGACGUUUGUCCAGCUUUGCCACCACUAUGGAGAUGAAAUUGACAAAAUUCUCUGCAACAUUGAUGCUAUAUUUGUGUCUCAUAUACAUGCCGAUCAUCAUACGGGUUUGUUGAACAUCUUGUUGCAGAGACAUCGUGCAUUUGCAACUCUUGGUAAACCUUACAGCCCAGUGCUGCUAAUAGCUCCUACUAUCCUUAUGGCAUGGCUGAAUCAAUACAGUGAUCAUUGCCAAGAAAUCCUGCAGCAUUUCAAUUUGAUUCCUGCCUGGUUAUUAAAGGAAACAUCUGAUGUCUCCAAGCAUAAAGCAAAACAAUUUAUUCAUCAGCUCUUGGAGAAAUAUGAUUUAACACAGUUUCAGACAUGUGAUGUCCGACACUGUAGGAAUGCCUUUGGCUGCUCUAUAGUUCACAAAUCUGGAUGGAAAAUAGUCUAUUCUGGUGACACAAUGCCCUGUCCGGCUUUAGUUGAAAUGGGAAAAAAUGCUACUUUGUUAAUCCAUGAAGCUACACUGGAGGAUGAUUUGAAAGAAGAAGCUAUAGAGAAGACACAUAGCACUACCUCCCAGGCAAUAAAAGUUGGAAUGGACAUGAAUGCAGAGUUCAUCAUGCUCAACCACUUCAGCCAGCGCUAUGCCAAAAUACCACUUUUCAGCGAUGACUUCAGUGAGAAGGUUGGAAUUGCAUUUGAUCACAUGAGGGUGCGUUUUCAGGAUUUUGAUGUGAUUCCAAAACUGCUCCAACCCUUGAAAGCCUUGUUUGCAGAUGAAAUUGGAGAGAUGGAAGAACGGAGGGAGAAACGGGAGCUGCGUCUUCUGAAAGAGGCAAUAAAAGCUUCUGAGGCCCUGGCUGUUCUUGAUAACAAGGGAUUAGCCAAAACGAAACUGGAACAUGCAGAGAAUUCUCAUGAGACACCAAAGAAAAAAAUCAAAACUGCCAGCUGACGGAGCUGCAAAAAGCUGUCUUUGUGCCUUUCUACCAGGGAAGCUGAUUUAUGUGUGUGGCAUGAUAGGACCACUGCUAAAAAGAUUCUAGGAGACCUUGGUACAUUUGAGUUUCUCUGGAUUGUUCCCUCCUCCUGCCCCCAGAAGUACCUCUGCUGCUUCUACAAGUGGGUGAACCAGUUUGCAUAACAAACCUAGCAAAAUGUGCUUCCUGGCUACAGUACCUAGGAACAGGGUCUGUUCUGAUGGUUUGUCUCCCUAUUUGUUGGUGGGGGAAGUAUUCUUUUUUUAAAAAAGAAUCUAUGACACGAAACAGUAAAAAGCAAGAUUUGGAUGAAUGACCAUCAGGUGACUUUGGCUUUCCAUUAUAAGGGAGGCUACUGUUGACUUCCUGAUUCCUUAAAUAUUUAUUAGUUAUGGGGAAGGGAGAACACUUCACAAUAGAAGUUGUGUUGUGUUAUAACCAAGCAUGACACUAGGGUUAAUACUGCAUAUUUUAGAUCAGUCUUGCAAUACUUCUCAGUGCUUUAUUUUGCAGCAGAUGUUGCAAGUGCUUUUUACUUGCAGUUUUUUUUUUUAAAAGAAAUCAAUUCAGGGAACCAAUAAAUAGAAUUUAUUGAUGACACACAGUGUGUGCAUGCUGAUGCAGACAAAUGAACUAUUUGUUUACUACUGCAUAGUAAAAUAUAUUAGGAAUGGUACUGUG